Molecule: messenger RNA, 6569 nt
Organism: Hyla sarda
Lineage: Eukaryota; Metazoa; Chordata; Amphibia; Anura; Hylidae
Gene: EMILIN1
Product: elastin microfibril interfacer 1
Exons: 8
Coding region: 1597-4884 (1095 amino acids)
Molecular function (GO): extracellular matrix constituent conferring elasticity; protein binding
Source: RefSeq, a predicted model, not a curated record
UGCUGGGCUGACCAAGGAGACUUCAAGAGGAUUGGGAGAGUGCGGGGGCAGCAAGCAGACGGAUUGUCCCAGAAAAGGCUCAAACACACGAGACCGGGCUGGGUCCAGGAAAGGAAGUGGGAUCUACAUCCAGGACACCAGGAGUGAUCUACAUCCAGGAGACCAAUAGUGAUCUACAUCCAGGAUACCAAGAGUGAUCUACAUCCAGGAGACCAAGAGUGAUCUACAUACAAGAGACCGAGGGUGAUCUACGUCCAGAAGACCAAGAGUGAUCCAUGUCCAGGAGACCAAGGGAGAUCUACAUCCAGGAGACCAAGGGAGAUCUACAUCCAGGAGACCAAGAGUGAUCUACAUACAAGAGACCGAGAGUGAUCUACGUCCAGAAGACCAAGAGUGAUCCAUGUCCAGGAGACCAAGGGAGAUCUACAUCCAGGAGACCAAGGGAGAUCUACGUCCAGGAGACCAAGGGAGAUCUACGUACAGGAGACCGAAAGUGAUCUACGUCCAGGAGACCAAGAGUGAUCUACGUCCAGGAGAUCAAGAGUGAUCUACGUCCAGGAAACCAAGAGUGAUCUACGUCCAGGAGACCGAAAGUGAUCUACUUUCAGGAGACCAAGAGUGAUCUACGUCCAGGAGACCAAGAGUGAUCUACGUCCAGGAGACCAAGAGUGAUCUACAUCCAGGAGACCAAAAGUGAUCUCCAUCCAGGAGACCAAGAGGGAUCUACGUCCAGGAAACCAAGAGUAAUCUACAUCCAGGAGACCAAGAGUGAUCUACAUCCAGGAGACCAAGAGUGGUCUACGUCGAGGAGACCAAGGGUGAUCUAAAUCCAGGACACCAGGAGUGAUCUACAUCCAGGAGACCAAAAGUGAUCUACAUCCAGGAGACCAAGAGUGAUCUACAUGCAGGAGACCAACGGUGAUCUACGUCCAGGAAACCAAAAAUGAUCUACAUCCAGGAGACCAAAAGUGAUCUACGUCCAGAAGACAGAAGGUGAUCUACGUCCAGGAGACCGAGGGGGCUCUACAUCCAAAAGACCAAGGUGAUCUACGUCCAAAAGAUCAGGGGUGAUCUAUGUCCAGGAGACCAAGUGUGAUCUACAUUCAAGAGACCAAAUGGAAUCUAGAUCAAUGCCAUAAAGUGUGAUCUGGAAGGAUUUCUAGAGCUAAGGGAGAGGAUUGUCGGACUUGAGGUGCAGAGCUUUGUGGUAGACACUUGGACCGUAGUCUGGGAUGUACAAAACGUCACAUAAGGGAACAUGUUCUUGGUUAUGUUGAGGAACACCGCAGCUUGUUUAACUUCUGAAGGUACCACCGCCAUAUGGAUGUAUCUCCACACAUCUGCCUGACACAUGGUGACAUCCAGCCCAUAGACGUCCCGGAGAGAUUCCUGGUUGAUUUUUCUGAUACUCUGGAUUCUUCAGGGUCCCAUGAAAGUCUUGACCCUCAGCUGUGGAUUGACGUGUGCAGCGCUGGUGCUUGACGUUAGAGCGCCCCUCAUCACGGGUGACACAGCCGCAGUCUGGUUGUGGUUUUCUGCUGAGCUCUGGGCAGUGAGGUCCUCUCAUUCUUCUUGUCCCUAUCUCCUGGAUCAGUUAUGAUGAGAAGGUCUGAAAUGUUGUGUUUGUUGACUUGUAUAUUCUACAUUAGUGGAGUCUACGCUACCAACUACCCUCCUCGAUAUAACCUGUACACAGGGGGCGCUGCACCCCAGGGACAAGUGAUGACAGCGCAGGGGGUGACACAGGCCCAGAAUGGAUUGCGGGCAGCAAGUCGGCACAGGAACUGGUGCGCUUAUGUGGUGACGCGGACGGUGACCUGUAUGGUGGAGGAUGGGGUGGAGGCCUAUGUGAAGCCUGAGUAUCAGCCAUGUGUCUGGGGUCAGAUCCAGUGUCCCCGCACUGUCGUGUACCGCAGCUACAUGAGACCCCGGUACAAGAUCGCCUACAAGACUGUGUCAGACAUGGAAUGGAAAUGCUGCCAUGGAUACUCCGGAGACGACUGCACAGAGGGACCGACCAAUGGAGCUCAGGUCACAACCACUAGGCCAAGGCCGAGGCCGGUUAGACCCAAUCUCUCCGGAUCCGGUGGAGGAAACCAUCUGAGUGGAUCUGGAGGUCAAGGAGACUCUGAGAAAGUGAAGCAACUGGAGGACAAGGUGCAACGUCUGACCAAGGAUCUGCAGAGCUUACAAUCUACAUUACAAGGGAUGACUGAAAAAUUCCAGUCUGAGAUCCGUCUUACUGUGGAAAAUGUGCUGAACGGAAAGCCGCCAGCAGACUCCAGCCAGUCCGACAUGUCCGAAAAACUCAAUGACAUUCAAACUAUCCUCACAAACCUGGACAAGAAGGUUAAGGACCAUGACCAAGAACUACUGAACCACAACAAGCCCCCUGACCGCUCCGAUAUUACAGACCUGAGAGGAGACAUCUUACGAGAGGUGGAAAGAAGGAUGCAGCAGUCAUGUUCUUCCUGUCUCUCAGGAGUGGAGGGCUUCCGGAAUCAACAAAAUGAGGACAGGGACCGCGUACGGGGGCUGGAGAAACUUAUCAAUUCUGUGGAUCAGAGAAACAGAGAAGCCGUGCAGAACAUCCAGUCCCGUGUGGUGGAGCUGACUACGCGGCUGCCGAAGGAUUGCUGCACGGAAGUCACUGAUCUGCGCAGAAGAGUAAGCGAGGCUGAAAAGAGAGCGGACACCUUAUCCGGAUCUGUCAUUGACCUGACCGUCCGUCUAGACAAGGAACUAGGGGAGGAGAACAAAAAUGAUAUCAGCCCUGGGGACACAAACCUGGACAGCCGCCUGUCAGCCAUUGAGGGGCGGAUGAAUACCACCAGCAGGACCCUCGAGGAACAUUACUACCACUACAGAGACGAGAUGAGACAUUAUUUCCAGGAUGAAAUCGAUAAACUUAAGAAUGAUCUAAAGAAUCGGAUUCAAGGAAACGACUACAAGAUCAGCAUCCUGCUCACAGAGUUCGGCAACAGUUCUGGCUUCAGAGAUGUGAUGGAGCAAAAGAUGCUGGAUUUCUCUCAUGACAUUAACUCCCUGAAAGAUCGUGUCGGAAAGAAUGAAGAUCACAUUAAAAAAAUCGGUGACGAUGUCCAGAUCCUGAGCAGCCAGGUGUCCAGCUCCGUCCACCAUUGUAGGGAGCAGUGCAGCAAGCAGAGUACAGACCUCACUGAAGCCGUGUCUGACCUGGAGAAUCGGGUGAAGCAGAACACCGACCGGAUCCAGAUCAUCCACUCUGGUGUCACCGAGCUGAGGGGAUCGGGCAACAAGAUACAAGGGACGCUGAAUGACCUGGACGACGAGCUGACCAACAUCAAGACCUUCGUGGACGCCAGUGGAGAUUCCUUUACAAAGUUAUUUAAUGACUUAAAAGAUGCCCAGGACAGGUUCACGACCACCAUCGUGGAUGACCUGGACAGGUUUGAUCUGAACAUUGCUCAGUAUCAGAAUGACACCAAUGGGAAGAUGCUGGACAUGGAGAACACUAUCGCCUCUGUUAAAAAGAUGAUCCAGUUCGACUAUCACAGCUGUGGGCAGGUCUGCUCCAACCUCCAGGAAGAAGUGGGCAAGUUAAAGGAGCAGGUGGAGGAGUGCACGGGCACCUGUCAGGCCAUCCAAAAGAAGGCCGAGGAGGGCCUGAGCGGCUCCAACAAACCCCUCGAUGGCUUCACUGUCUUCGGAGGAAGCUCCAGCGGAGAACUGAAGCAUCUACAGGGAGAACUCUCCAAUAUCAUCGUCACCUUCACGUCCUUGAACGACAGCGUUAAAGAUCUGCAAGAAAGUGUGGAGAAACAUGAGACGGACAUCCAUGACCUGGGGACCACCAAGCACAAGCUCAUCUCUGAGAUCAACAAACUCCAGGAGGAGGUGACGGAGCACAUCAAGGACAACACCGAAAGGCUGCACGUCUUCCAAAACCAAAUCAACAGCUUCAGUAACCUGGUGAUGGAGGAGAGCCAAGAGUGCCGGCGGUCUUCAGGAGGCCUAGACGACCGGGUGUCCAAGCUGGAGAACGUCUGCCUCAAGCUGGACACAGUGUCAGACAGUCUGCACAAGAUCAAGGAGACCCUGAACAAGCAUGUGACGGGCCUGUGGAGCUGCGUGCAGGAGGUGAACAGCACCCUGAGGACCCACACCGCCUGGUUCGAUAAACUGCACAAUAAGCAGCUGAAUGGAAUCAAUGGCCGACUGAACACCCUGAACAACUCCAUGAUAAUCCUCUCCUCCGAGUUCCAGAACUUCACCCUCCAGGACUUUAUGGGACCCCCAGGUUUACCAGGGCCCCCAGGACCAAUUGGGAGAACAGGGCCACAAGGUCCACAAGGGCCACAGGGACCACCUGGGAAAAAUGGAGCUCCUGGAAAGGAAGGACCUGUUGGACCACCAGGACUUCAAGGAGAACAAGGUCCAAUGGGUUUGCCGGCUGAUCUUCUUCAGGUCUCUUUCUCGGCCGCUCUCACUUAUCCAUUAACUGAGCCGGGAACUAUUGGAUUUGAUAAACUCUUGGUAAAUGACGGGAACGCCUAUGAUGCAUCAACAGGUAUCUUCACCGCACCUGUGGCCGGACGAUACUACUUCAGCGCCAUAUUAACAGGCUACAACAAUGAGAAGAUUGAAGCCGUCCUCUCCAAAUCAAACAUCGGCAUCGCCCGUGUGGACUCUGCUGGUUAUGAGCCUGAGGGCCUGGAGAAGAAGCCUCUAGUGGAGAACAAGACGCCCCCUGGUGCCCUGGCUGUCUUUAACAUUAUUCUGCAGCUGAACGCUGGGGAAACCAUCUGUAUCGACCUGGUGACCGGCCGUCUGGCCUAUUCUGACGAGCCCCUGACCAUCUUCAAUGGAAUUCUUCUCUAUGAGGGGGAGGUGGACCUGGAAUAGACCCCAUCGGUUCUGUCCUUCUGAGGAGACCGUUCCCUGUGUAAGAGGAAGGACAAAGCGUUUCCAUCUUCAGUUUAAGUAACUUUCAGCUGUGACAUCUGUUGGGGCUCAGGAAGAACAUGGGGGACCCUGUGCCCUCAGAUACUGAGCCCUGGAGAGCACCGCAGAACCGCUCCACGAGCCUGUUAUCAGUAUUAAGACCACAACGUACCUCACUCAUUCAGCCAAACCACUUACAGAUGUGAUCCGUCACCCCCACGCCUGCGGCUCCUGAGGAUCCAUGGCUGCCAAUCCAUAUAUGUGUGUUAACCCUUUUAUACAGCCCAACAUGUUCAUUAGGUGGAGCCAUAGUAACCUGGUGGGUGAAGACCUUCCAAACCCAAUGGAUGUCAAAAGUUGUGCAGUACUGGGGGGGGGGGGGGGGGAGGGUAACAGAGAUGUCUACACGACCGUAUGUGGGGAGCACUUUCAUGUUAAAGGGGGUUCUUUAAUGACUUCUAUACCCUGUCCAUUAAACGUCAUCACUAAGACCCCUACGGAUAACUGGUUGUUGGAAAGUGACUGUGCAUGGGCAACCACCACACCAAUAUGUGACCCUCUCAGGCUCAGUAGGGCUUAGACCUAUCGUCUGUCUUCAGGAUACUUUUUUACAUAUAAAUACAGUGGUGAAAAGCAGAGAAUAAAGAGUAUCUGAAGAUGUGAGACCCCGGAUGACCCCCAUGUGAGCAGCACAUACUAAGCACCACUUAUAAGUUACAUGGCCCCUACACUGCAGCUUUUUCACUGCAUAUUUAUAAGACUGGGACAUAGAUGAACGACUCAAGUAUCCUGAAGACCACAUGUACAGUACCCUGGUCACCAAGCGGGAGACCCCACACCUCACGCUCCGCACCCCCGCACAGUGCUUUUACCUAUUUAUAUAUUUAUACAGAAGCAUGAACCCCCCAUUCUCCUCUUUUAUUCUUGUAUAAAUGGACACCAGUCCCUAAUAUGAGGCUCCUGGGGUUUGAUCUUGUCCCCUGCCCCAGUCCUCAUGAAAGGAAGAAUAGAGAGGCAAGGAGACAGGAGAACCAGGACAUUUCCCAAAAUACUGCAAAUGUGACAUUGUUCUGAAGUAGCUAUAUGAGGAGCUAGAAGCCAAAGAGACAGACACCGAGAGAUGAGAUAGACACCGGAUGGGUGGGGGGGGGGGGAUGAGAUAGACAUCAGGGGGGAGAAUGAGAUAGACACCGGGGAUGAGACAGACUCUGAGGAAUAAUAUAGACUCACUGGGUUACUGUGGGAAAAGAUUCUGACAUCAAGUGUCUACAGGACCUUCACGUAUCAGACGCCCCUGAACCGUAGAAUGUGUUGAGAAAUCCUCCAUAAUGAUUGGAUCUACUCACUGGAUUACAUUUAUGCCUACUACAUUUUACAAACAGCAGUUGGGACAACAAAACAAUGGGGGACAUGAUCUGCAAGGAAAGGGUGGGACAUGAUUUACAAGGAAAGGGUGAGACAUGUUCUACAAGGGAUUGGGGACAUGAUCUACAAGGAAUAGGGGACAUGAUCUACAAGGAAAGGGUGGGACAUGUUCUACAAGGAAAGGGUGAGAUAUGAUCUACAAGGAAUAGGGGACAUGAUCUACAAGGAAUAGGGGGCAUGAUCUACAAGGAAAGGGUGGGACAUGAUCUACAAGGAAUAGG